Molecule: messenger RNA, 1107 nt
Organism: Cucumis sativus (cucumber)
Lineage: Eukaryota; Viridiplantae; Streptophyta; Magnoliopsida; Cucurbitales; Cucurbitaceae
Product: secoisolariciresinol dehydrogenase
Exons: 2
Coding region: 90-926 (278 amino acids)
Molecular function (GO): oxidoreductase activity, acting on the CH-OH group of donors, NAD or NADP as acceptor
Source: RefSeq, a predicted model, not a curated record
UUCCAUUAUAAAUCAAAACCCUCCGAUCCCCACUAAACCAAUCCAUAUACUCUCUCUCUAAAAGAAGAAGAAGAGGAAGAAAAGAAAUAAUGGCAAGCAAUGAGAUUAUUUCUACAACUACUUGGCAAAGGAGGUUAGAAGGAAAGGUGGCCCUAAUAACCGGUGGCGCAAGUGGGAUUGGCGAAUGCACUGCAAAACUCUUUGUCCACCAUGGUGCCAAAGUAGUCAUCGCAGACAUCCAAGACGACCUCGGUCAUGCACUAUGUGCCAACGUGCUCGGCUCGACCAACUCUCUCUAUGUUCACUGCGAUGUCACAGAGGAAUCCCAAGUCCAAGAGGCAGUGGCAGCUGCCGUAGAAACCUUCGGCAAGCUCGACAUCAUGAUGAACAAUGCUGGCAUAGCCGACCCCAGCAAGCCUCGAAUCAUCGACAAUGAUAAACAUGACUUUGAUCGAGUCCUCAGCAUCAAUGUCACUGGUGUCUUCCUCGGCAUCAAACAUGCGGCACAGGCUAUGAUCCCAGCCAAAACUGGCUCGAUUUUAUCGACUGCAAGUGUGGCAUCUUAUACCGGUGGCUCUGCAUCGCACGCUUACACAUGCUCGAAGCACGCAGUGGUGGGGCUAACGAAGAAUGCUGCGGUGGAGUUGGGACAGUUUGGGAUUAGGGUAAAUUGCUUGUCGCCUUUUGCAUUGGUGACGCCGUUGGCCACGAAGUUUGUGGGGUUGGAUGGGCCGGAGUUUGAGAAGAUUAUGGGUUCUAAGGCAAAUUUAAAAGGAGUAACGCUUAAGGCUGAAGAUGUGGCUAAUGCAGCUUUGUUUUUGGCAAGUGAUGAAAGUAGGUAUGUGAGUGGCCAUAAUUUGUUCAUCGAUGGAGGUUUUAGUAUUGUUAAUCCUAAUAUCGAUAUUUUCCAAUACCCUCAAAAUUAAGAGCCAUGUUGAGACUAAACUAAGUCAGUACUUCGAAAUAAACGAGAAGGCAGAUUUCUAAAUCUAUAUGAAAUGGUUAAAUGUGGUUGCCUCAUUAAAUAAUACUACCCUUUAUGCUCUUAAUUAGCUAUUGUUUAAGAUUGAAUUUUAUUAUAUAUUUGAAAGAGAAGAUUUGUCAACA